Messenger RNA from Phalaenopsis equestris, 1324 nucleotides. Its product is annotated as rRNA methyltransferase 1, mitochondrial-like. Gene Ontology annotation, molecular function: RNA binding; RNA methyltransferase activity. Gene Ontology annotation, biological process: rRNA methylation. Gene Ontology annotation, cellular component: chloroplast. Lineage: Eukaryota; Viridiplantae; Streptophyta; Magnoliopsida; Asparagales; Orchidaceae. The record is from RefSeq and is a predicted model, not a curated record.
GAGGAGCGCCAUGCUUCCCCCCCACUGCUGCAACCUAGCUAGAAAUCUCUCUCUUCCGCUAAUUUCUAGGGUUUCGAGAAGGCCAGUGAGCUUUUCAGUUUCCCUAUCGCAAGCUGCGAGUGUUUCCUGUGCAGCUGAGCGGAGCACCGCGAUUGAUCCCGCCGGCCGAGCAAUCGAUACUAGGGUUCUUCCCGGGCUAGUUUCCCGCAGAGGUAGAGGACAAAAGACACCAGUAGGAAAACGGAUUGGUUUCAGGUCCAAUUUCUCUUCAUGGGAGGAAUCUGCGGAGGCCUAUUUUUCAAGAAAUGGAGUAAAGUUGAGAGAUGAGAGGGAGGAUGGGUAUAGAAGAAGAAGAAGUUUGGGAGAUACAGAGUCUGAGAAUGGAGUUUCUGCGGAGGUGCGAGAGGAAGAGACUCAGGGGAAGCAGGAGCUAGUUUCCAAAUCUGCUGAUUCUCCUAGAUGGAAUCGAAUCAAGAACAUGCACAGAGAUUUCUCCGAUUCAAGCUCUCGAUCCGAGAAACCAUAUCUUCGCCGCUGGAAUAAGCGGGAAACCUGGAGCAAACCUAGAUCGAAAGAAGCCACGGAGACUUCUGUGCCUAAAAUGGUUGGUCAGUGUGUUUACGGGGUUGGUCCCGUUUUGGCCGCGCUCACGGCGGCUAGGAGAGAAUUUCACGCCCUUUAUGUUCAGCAAGGACUGGACAUCACUGCAGAAAACAGGAAGAAGAAGAAGAAGGAUAAGAAGGGAGUGGCGAAGAUUUUGAAGUUAGCAGAUAAGUUAGGGUUAACAGUCAUUGAAGCUUCGAAGCAUGAUCUGAACAUGGUGGUCGAGAAUCGGCCCCAUCAAGGUCUGUUGCUGGAUGCUUCCCCUCUUGAGAUUGUUGAUAUAAAGGAGCUGGAAGCUGUUGCAGGGACGGAUCAAAGAGCUCCUCUCUGGGUGGCUUUGGAUGAGGUUACUGAUCCUCAGAAUCUGGGAGCCAUUAUCAGAUCUGCUUAUUUCUUCGGAGCAGAAGGAGUUGUUCUCUGUGCCAAGAAUUCAGCUCCUCUGAGUGGAGUGGUUGGCAAAGCUAGUGCUGGCUCUCUUGAGCUGAUUGAACUAAGGUCCUGUAAGAACAUGAUGAGGUUCUUGGGGUCUUCAAUGGAGAAUGGUUGGAGGGUUCUUGGUGGAUCUGUGUCUUUUAAAGCUCUUUCUUUGCGCGAGGUUGAGGCUGGAUUGCCGACAAUACUCGUGUUGGGGAGCGAAGGCCAUGGGUUGAGACCUUUAGUGGAGAGGUGUUGUAGUCAGUUGAUCAGAAUUCCUGGAAUCAUGGCUGUGGAUGGUGUCAAU